Molecule: messenger RNA, 2477 nt
Organism: Westerdykella ornata
Lineage: Eukaryota; Fungi; Ascomycota; Dothideomycetes; Pleosporales; Sporormiaceae
Product: syntaxin-binding protein-like protein 2
Exons: 7
Coding region: 187-2343 (718 amino acids)
Biological process (GO): vesicle-mediated transport; intracellular protein transport
Cellular component (GO): plasma membrane; secretory granule
Molecular function (GO): syntaxin binding
Source: RefSeq, a predicted model, not a curated record
CCCCACACCCCUCCUCGACACCCCCCACUCCCUAGCUAUUGCUACCAAGCCUUGAGCCCAAGAGCUCCUUCACAGCUUCGCCAGACCCUCUCCGCAAAACAAAUCAACUUCCCAACCCCCAAGAAGGCGGUUAUUGUUUGCUGUCGGGUCGCUGGGCGUCCAGGCUUACCUCCCUCGGUGCCCGUCAUGGGCGUCUCAAUCAUUGAACUGCAGCGCGACCUCAUUCUCAGCACUAUCAAGUCCACUACGCGUGGUGACUGGAAGGUCCUGGUAGUAGACGAGGAGAGCCGGAAGCUCAUAGACAAUGCAGUCAAGGAAGAUGACAUUCUGAACGAGAAUAUCACAAACAUUGAACGUAUCGAGGACCGCCGGCCGGACCAGAAGGACACAGAUGCUGUAUACUUUCUCACUCCAAGACCGCACAUUGUCGAUUGUAUCAUGGCAGAUUUCGAGCGCCAGAAAUACAGGGGAGCGUUUCUUCUGUGGACCAGCUUACCCUCUCGGUCGCUCCAAGAGCGUCUUGAACGGUCGCAAAUGGCGCAGAAACUGAUACGCAUGUUCAGAGUGCUACAUCUUGACUACUACCCGCGAGAGUCGCACCUAGUAACGUUCAGAGACCCGUACAGCUUUCCACUUCUAUUUCAUCCCGACUGUAACGAUCUGGUCGCGAAGCAUUUGGACGCCAUUGCAGAGAAGAUCACAGGAGUCUGCGUGGCGCUUGGCGAAUAUCCCACUGUACGAUACUAUAGACCAAAGAAUCCAAUUCACGAGGCCAGCGUCUUGUGUUCGCACCUGGCGCGUUUCGUUCAGGAAAAGUUGGACAUGUAUGCCCAGUACAACCGGGAGUUCCCGCCCCAGUCCAACCGGCCGCGUGGGGCACUGUACAUCACGGAUCGGUCCAUGGAUCUCUUCGCGCCUUUUCUACAUGAGUUUACCUAUCAGGCCAUGGCACAUGAUUUGCUGAGCAUAAGAGAGGGUGAUAAAGUGACAUAUCGGACGGUCGUCAACGAAGGGGAGCCGGGAGCAGAGGAAAAAGACAUGGAGAUCAGCGAGAAGGACCGUAUCUGGGUAGAGAACCGUCAUCGACACAUGAAAGAUACCAUUGACAAACUGAUGGGCGACUUUCAAAGAUUCAUAGCGGAGAAUCCGCAUUUCACGAAGCAGGACAGCCAGAAUGCCGCUGGCAUGAACGGACUCAAUGCCAUCAAGGAUAUGAUCGCAGGAUUGCCACAAUUUCAGGAGAUGAAGGAGGCGUACUCACUGCAUCUGACUAUGGCCCAGGAAUGCAUGAAUAUAUUCCAACGGAACAAGCUUCCGGAUCUGGCCUCCGUUGAGCAGUGUCUCGCUACUGGACUCGAUGAGGACUUUAAGAAAGCCAAAAACAUGGCAGACCAGGUCAUACGAACAUUAGACGAGGAGGCGAUUACUCCAUCCGAUCGCCUCCGCUUGAUAGCGCUUUACGUCCUCUACAAAGACGGCGUCCUCCCUUCCGAUUUGGAAAAACUCCUCCUUCACUCCCAACUGCCGACGAGCGACGGCGCAGUAGUGCGGAAUCUGGAGCUUCUCGGCGGCCGCAUCUCCAAACGCCUAAAAGAAAAACGGGAUCCCCCGCCUCCAUUAUUUGCUCGCAAAACUGCACCCCAAGAUAAUGCGGACGAAUAUGCGUUAUCAAGGUUCACUCCAGCCGUACUGGAAAUGCUCGAAGAGCAUGUCCGUGGCACGUUACCGCAGGACACAUUCCCAUAUACCAAACCGCAAGCCGAAGAUGCAGGUUCAUCAGGCCAAGACAACGUAUCCGCAGCCUCUCUGCGCUCCGCCAAACCGACCUGGGCAAAAUCUCGACUAUCCAGCGUAGAACCUCGACAGCGCGUCAUCGUCUUCGUCGCUGGCGGCGCUACAUACUCGGAAGCCCGCGCUUGCUACGAAAUCUCUCAGAAAACCUCCCGAGAGGUCUUCCUCGUAACAUCCCAUAUGGUCACGCCUAGUCUGUACCUACGACAACUUGGAGAUCUAAGCGUCAGUCGCAGAAAUCUCCGUCUUCCUGUCGACGCCCCACCGCCUAAAGCUCCAGCACAUCUCUUCGAGAGACCCGCACCGCCGAACCCGGUCCCACCAACUGGGUCUGCCAAAGGUGGUGUGGGCCUCCCAUCUCGGCCUGGUGGUGGUGCGGGUCCCCCCACUGCAGCGAUGGCCUCCAUGUCGCUGAAUUCGGGGAGGGCGCCGGCGCCACAGCUUGCCCAGAGUGGACCUGGUAGCCAUCCGCAGAGCGGAAAGUUGACGAAGGAUCAUGAGAAGGAGAAGAAAAAGAAGAAGCAUCAUUUCUUUUCGUCGUCGAAGUCUUAAACAUCAAGGGGUUAGGAUGAGAGAAUGGAAGAGGGUUGUGGAUACAACGUGCAUUGAGUUGGGUGUUUUGGGGUUGUGCUUUGUAGGAUACCAUGGGUGGAUUUAGCUUAUCUAUAUUGACUGGCUCAAACUGC